Molecule: messenger RNA, 2934 nt
Organism: Raphanus sativus (radish)
Lineage: Eukaryota; Viridiplantae; Streptophyta; Magnoliopsida; Brassicales; Brassicaceae
Product: protein SPA1-RELATED 4
Exons: 7
Coding region: 383-2737 (784 amino acids)
Biological process (GO): photomorphogenesis; protein phosphorylation
Molecular function (GO): protein kinase activity; protein binding; ATP binding
Source: RefSeq, a predicted model, not a curated record
GAGAAGGAAGAAGAGAUUCCAAUCAAAUAAAAACCCUCACUAUGAAGUAAACACUCGUAGGCCCAAAAACACAACAGAACUUGUGUGCUUUUGGCGAUGUGUGGUUCCAGUUUCUCGGUGCCUCUUAAACCCCAAACCACUUCUUCUUAUCUUCUUCUUCUCCCUUCCUUCUCUGCUUUAUUUGCUUCUAUAGUUUAAGUGGUCGAGAAGCUUCCUCUUUGUUUGUCUCUUUAUGUCAUCAAAGGUUGCAUUUUUAUAUCUGAGUUUGGUCUUUUUCUGUCAAAAGGCUCAUUUAAAAAUCAUUACUUUCUUUUUUAAAAUCUCUUUGCUUUUUAGUUAGACAUGAAGUAAUUGGUAGUAUUGGUUUAAUCAAAGUCAAGUAAUGGAUGGUUCUUCAGAAUCUAACUCCAGAGGAUUAAACACCUCAGAGUUCUUACCAGCCGAGAGAAUCAUUGCAGACCGUUCUAAGUCCAGCUUCUCUCACAUUGGUUACGUCAGAAGCUUACUUGGUUCUUCACACAAAGAAGAAGACAGCUUCAGAGUUAAUUACGAUGAUGACUCUGGUGGUGUGAGAGCUUUGAAACGUGAAGAUGUUAGCUUGCGUCAGUGGCUAGACAAUCCCGAACGAUCGGUGGUGGAUGCGUUCGAGUGUUUUCAUGUUUUCAGACAAAUCGUCGAGAUUGUGAAUGCAGCACACUCUCAAGCCGUUGUUGUUCACAACGUUAGGCCUUCCUGUUUCGUUAUGUCUUCGUUCAACCGUGUUUCGUUUAUCGAAUCCGCUUCUUGUUCUGAUUCCGGGUCUGAUGAGGAAAGGCCAAAGGAAGCAGCAACAAGAAGAAGAAGAAAGUCUGGAGAGAUUGGUGGUUCGAGCAAAGAGGAGUUUCAACCUUUUCCUAUGAAAGAGAUCUUAGCAAGGGAGAUGAGAUGGUAUACAAGUCCUGAAGAAGAUACUGGUUCUCCUGGUAGUUAUGCUUCUGAUGUUUACCGUCUUGGUGUUCUUCUCUUUGAGCGGUUGUUGCAGCUGUUUUGCCCUGUUUCCUCCAGAGAAGAGAAGUCAAGAACCAUGUCUAGCUUAAGACAUCGUGUUCUUCCACCUCAAAUACUUCUCAACUGGCCUAAAGAAGCUUCUUUUUGCUUGUGGUUACUCCAUCCUGAACCUAGCUAUCGACCAUCCAUGAGUGAGUUGCUGAAAAGUGAGUUUAUCAAUGAACCAAGAGAGAGUUUGGAAGAACGUGAAGCUGCGAUAGAGCUUAGGGAAAGAAUCGAGGAACAGGAGUUACUUCUCGAGUUCUUGUUUCUGAUUCAACAAAGAAAGCAAGAAACCGCAGACAAGUUGCGUGAUACGGUCUCGCUUCUUUCUUCAGACAUUGAUCAAGUCCUAAAGAGGCAGCUGAGCUUGAAGCAAAAAGGAAACGACGUCCUUUCCUUCUUGAUCUCGAGAAAACGGAUCAGACAAGGAGCUGAGGGAGUUCCAGCAGACGAAAACGAGGACAAUACUCUAGAGAGCAGCACGCUUCUUGAAAGCUCUCGGUUAGUGAGAAACUUCAAGAAGCUGGAAUCAGUCUACUUUGCAACAAGAUACAGACAAAUCAAGGCUGAUAAACCGUUGGCCAGAUACUAUUCAGCGUUGAGUAGUAGUGAUGGUAAAAGUUCACUGACACAACAACCAUCUAAAAAAGAUCAGAAUGAUUCUAGACAAGGCGGUUGGAUUGAUCCAUUCCUAGAGGGUUUGUGCAAGUAUCUGACUUUCAGUAAGCUAAGAGUGAAAGCAGAUUUGAAGCAAGGAGACUUGCUGAACUCAGCUAACCUCGUUUGCGCGAUUGGGUUUGACCGUGACGGGGAGCUUUUCGCCACGGCUGGUGUCAACAAGAAAAUCAAGAUAUUUGAAUGCGAGUCCAUAAUAAACGAUGGCAGGGACAUUCACUACCCUGUGGUGGAACUAGCUAGCCGGUCUAAGCUAAGUGGUAUAUGUUGGAACAGCUACAUUAAGAGCCAGAUUGCAUCGAGUAACUUUGAAGGCGUGGUUCAGGUAUGGGAUGUUGCAAGAGGGCAGUUAGUUACAGAGAUGAAGGAGCAUGAGAAGCGUGUAUGGUCCAUUGAUAUAUCAACAGCAGAUCCAACAUUGUUAGCAAGUGGUAGUGAUGAUGGUUCUGUGAAGCUGUGGAGUAUCAAUCAGGGUGUCAGUAUUGGAACAAUUAAGACAAAGGCAAAUGUGUGUUGUGUCCAGUUUCCAUCAGACUCUGGUCGGUCUUUAGCAUUUGGUUCAGCAGACCACAGAGUUUACUACUAUGAUUUAAGGAACCCUAAGCUACCUCUCUGCACAAUGAUUGGUCACACCAAGACCGUAAGCAAUGUCAGGUUUGUAGAUUCAUCAACACUUGUGUCAUCUUCGACGGAUAACACUCUGAAGCUAUGGGACUUAUCGAUGUCUGUUUCUGGUGUUAAUGAAGCGCCUGUUCACUCAUUCAUGGGACACACUAAUCUAAAGAACUUUGUCGGUUUAUCGGUGUCUGAUGGCUAUCUAGCAACAGGCUCGGAGACUAAUGAGAUUUAUGUGUAUCACAAGGCGUUUCCAAUGCCGGUUUUGUCAUACAAGUUCGAAAAUAUAGACCCUGUGUCGGGGCUCCAAGUAGAAGAUGCCUCUCAGUUCAUAUCUUCGGUCUGCUGGCGCGGACAAUCUUCCACCUUAGUUGCGGCAAACUCCACCGGCAACAUCAAGAUCUUGGAGAUGGUAUGAACCACCACAUGUGACUCAGGGUUAAGUUAAAAUAAUAGUUUUCGGAGGUUUCUUAUUCUUGGUUUGAUUGGUAUAGGAAACAAUUUUGGGAGUGUGAGUAGAGUAAAAAUGGAAAACACUGUUGCUACUGUGUAAUUUGUGUAUAGAAGAAUAUAUGAUCUUUGUAUAAUGUAUAUAUAGAGUACUUGUUUUGAACC